Messenger RNA from Hevea brasiliensis (rubber tree), 1005 nucleotides. Its product is annotated as peptidyl-prolyl cis-trans isomerase FKBP20-1. Gene Ontology annotation, molecular function: peptidyl-prolyl cis-trans isomerase activity. Bases 250 to 810 code for a protein of 186 amino acids. The record is from RefSeq and is a predicted model, not a curated record. Gene Ontology annotation, biological process: protein peptidyl-prolyl isomerization. Gene Ontology annotation, cellular component: cytoplasm. The transcript has 6 exons. Lineage: Eukaryota; Viridiplantae; Streptophyta; Magnoliopsida; Malpighiales; Euphorbiaceae.
GAACUUGGGUUUUAGCCCAAGGGACCCAAAGUUGCUGAACUGUUUGUUAGCCCACGGCCACGCCCCAUCACACUAGCACUCACGCGUAGAAAAUGCCGGCUUUGCUCUGUCUAGUCAAACGAACUCACCAAGACGCCUAUGGCCACCGAUAUCAACAGCAAUUUAUCCGGUAUAUCGUCCCCGAUUUUCCCGUUUCGUCUCGAUUUAUUUGCUUUCUCACUGAACUGGGCUUUUGAGGAUUUAUGAGCCAUGGGUGAUUCAGUUGAUUUGACUGGGGAUGGAGGUGUCAUCAAGACAAUCAUAAGGAACGCAAAAGCCGGUGCACUUGGUCCUUCAGAGGAUCUUCCUCUUCUUGAUGUUCAUUAUGAGGGCACUCUUGCUGAAAGUGGUGAAGCCUUUGAUACUACGCAUGAGGAUAAUACCGUGUUCUCAUUUGAACUUGGAAAGGGCUCUGUAAUCCAAGCUUGGGACAUUGCAAUGAGAACCAUGAAGGUUGGGGAGGUUGCAAAAAUUACUUGCAAGCCUGAAUAUGCCUAUGGAAGUGCUGGGUCCCCACCAGAUAUCCCACCUGACGCAACCCUUAUUUUUGAGGUGGAGUUAGUGGCCUGCAAGCCACGGAAAGGCUCUAGUAUGAGUAGUGUUUCAGAUGACAGGGCUAGGCUAGAGGAGCUGAAGAAGCAAAGGGAGCUUGCUGCUGCUGCAAAAGAAGAAGAGAAGAAGAGGAGAGAAGAAGCCAAAGCUGCUGCAGCUGCCCGCAUGCAAGCCAAGCUAGAAUCAAAGAAAGGAAAGGGAAAGGGAAAAUCCAAAUAGGGUCUUAUCACAGUUACGUGUAUGAUAAUAUUAGAUUUGAUAAAGGAGUUAGAUAUAUGAAACUCACUUCCGGUCAUGUGAAAUUAAUAUUUAUGCUAUGGUGAUUAUACUGAUUUUAAAUUGAAGGGGUAAAUAAAACCCUAAAGUUUCCAUGACGCAAUUAAUGUUGAUAGAUUUCAAGUGACAUUUUCUCAA